CAGUGCUUUCUCCCCGCAGACAUCAGGCUGGUGUCUGAGCAGUUCUCGCAGUCCCCGCAGAGGCUGUCUUUCUACAGCUGGUAUGGCAGCGCCAGACUCUUCCACUUCCGAGUGCCCCCGGAUACCGUGCUGCUGCGCUGGCUGCUGCAGGUGUCCCAGGGUGGUGACCCCACGUGUGCGAAGGUGGAAAUCACCGUGUACUUCCGAUAUGGUGCCCCUCCUGUCAUCAACCCACUGGGUACCAGCUUCCCUGCCAACACCUCCAUGCAGCCCUCCUUCCUCAUCAAGAUGCUGCAGAGCAAUGCUUCCAUCAACAUCUCCCACCCAGCACCUGGGGACUGGUUUGUGGCUGCCCACCUGCCCCCCUCAUCCCAGAAGAUUGAGGUGAAGGGCUUUAUUCCCACCUGUGCCUACAUCUUCCAGCCUGACAUGCUGGUCGUGCGGGUAGUCGAGGUCUCCAUCCUGGAGCCCAACACACCCUUGCCACAAACCCUCCUCUCCCAGCCCAGCUACCUCAAAAUCUUCGUCCCCGAGUACACCCAGGAGCUGCUGCUGGAGCUGCAAGGCUGUGUGUCCAACAGGAGCCUAGGCUGCCCUGUGCACCUCACUGUGGGCUCAGCUACUCUGCCCAGCAACUUUCAGAAGGUGCUCACCUGCACUGGCCCCACCCAAACCUGCCGCCUGCUGUUGCCCUCGCCACCCUGGGACCGGUGGUUGCAAGUGACAGCCAAGAGCCUGGCAGGGCCUCAUGUGUUGGUGGCUUUCAGCACUGUAGCUUCUCUCACAGCCUGCAGGCCUUGGACCAUCAACUUCCAACAUCUCCUGCAGAACAGUCCAAACCAGAGCCGCAACACUUCCAAUGGUCUGCUGCCCCCGAGCCCUGGCUACCAGGACCUUGGCAGGAGCAGCGCUGUGGGUGGUGGCCCCUUCUGCCAUCUGAGCUACCAGGUCAUGCGGGAAGACAUGGACGUGGUGUCCGUCCACUUCAGGCCCCUAGACAGGGUCUCAGUGCUGGUGCGGUCGGACGUGCCUUCGGUGAUGCGGCUGCACCUUAACACAGGCAUGGACAGUGGGGGCUCCCUCACCAUCUCCCUGUGGGCCAACAAGAGUGUGAUCUCCAACAACACCUUGGUGAAGGUCUGCGUGAACGCUGCCUCGCCCUUCCUCAGCUUCAACACGUCGCUCAACUGCACCACAGCCUUCUUCCAGGGGUAUCCCCUGUCUUUGAGCACCGUGUCGCGCAAGGCCAACCUUAUCAUUCCCUACCCAGAGACGGACAGCUGGUACCUCUCCCUGCAGCUCGUGUGCCUUCAGAGUCCUGAGGAGUGUGAGAAGUCCUCGGUCCUCGUGGAGACUACCUUGUCUUUGGUGCCCUGCUUGAAUGACUGUGGACCUUACGGCCAGUGCCUCCUGCUACGCAGACAUGGCUACCUGUAUGCGGGGUGUAGCUGCAAGGCAGGCUGGCGUGGGUGGAGCUGCACGGACAACAGCACAGCCCAGACUGUAGCCCAGCAGAGGAUGGCCGCGCUCCUACUCACCCUCAGCAACCUCAUGUUCCUGGCUCCCAUCACCCUCUCUGUGUACCGCUGCCUCCUGGUGGAAGCCUCCGUCUACGCCUACACCAUGUUUUUCUCCACGUUCUAUCACGCCUGCGACCAGCCGGGGGAGGCAGUGCUGUGCAUCCUCAACUAUGACACCCUGCAGUACUGCGACUUCCUGGGCUCUGGAGUGUCCAUCUGGGUCACCAUCCUCUGCAUGGCACGGCUGAAGGCAGCCCUGAAAUAUGUUCUGCUUCUCCUGGGCACGCUGGUGUUCGCCAUGUCCUUACAGCUGGACCGCAGGGGCGCCUGGAACAUGAUGGGGCCUUGUCUCUUUGCCUUCGUGGUCAUGGUCACCAUGUGGGUGUACCGCUGUGGGCACCGACGCCACUGCUACCCUACCUCCUGGCAGCGCUGGGUCUUCUUUCUCCUGCCUGGCAUCUCCAUGGCCACUGUGGCCAUUUCCAUCUAUGCCUCCAUGAUGACCAGUGGCAACUAUUACUAUACCCACAGCAUCUGGCACAUGCUGCUGGCAGGGAGCACGGCGUUCCUGCUGCCACCACGUGACAAGCACACUGAGCCCUGGGCCUGCUCACAGAAGCUCACCUGCCACUAUCAGAUCUGUAAGAACCACCAGGAGGAGCUGUACACGGUGACAUGAUGCAGCCAACUCAGGGACAUGCACAGCUUUGAUGACAACCUCUUCAGCCAGGGGCAGGACCACGGGAGAGGGACCUUGUCCGGAUAGAUUGCCAACUGAAUAAAAUGGCCCUGCUCACCCAUUUGCUUCCUCCUGCCGAGGAAAGGACCACACCCCCCAAUUCCCUAGUCCUUCCUGGCUGCCAGCUGACCCCAUCCUCUGCAGGCCCAGCUGGUAUCUGCAGUGGCCCCUGGGGCCAGGGCCUGGCUGCCUGGAGACCACAGGUGCCGUUUGGAGGCAGGCUCUGUGUUCUGCCGGCCAGGCGACAAUUGGAGAUGUGGAGAAAGAUUCUCUUAUCACCCUGUUUUGUGAGGCUGUGAUGUGAGACCCAGGGAGGCAGAGGAGACUUGAGCCCACCUCCCACCGGCCCCCAACACACUGAGGCUUGGAGCUAUGCCCCUGAAUGCCAGUUUAUCUUGGGUAUGGGGAUGCCCCCUGCUGAUGCAGUUGCCCUGGGGAGGGGUGACCAUGGCCACCAGAGAGCUGAUUGGCACUGGGGGACAUAGGGUUCAGCUGCCAUGAGUGGUGGCACAGGAGAGGCUGGCUUCUGGCUAUAGUGCCCUCUCCUUUCCCUCCCUUUGGUUCUCAGCUUUGAAGCUGCAAGCCCCUGAGAAGAGCUCCCCGGGAAGGGGGCUGCCGAGCUGCUCUGUGGGUGCCAGCAAUGUAGGGUAUACUCUGCUCCAACUGUGUCCCCACUCUUCCCCUGGGGAGCAUCCUCUUGAUUUGCUGUCAGGAGUGGAGGUGAUGGCUGCCCCCCCUACACUGGCCCAAGCACGUGUUUGGUUAGGGGGCUGCUAGAGAGACCUGGCCCAGCCUUUCUACCUCUUCUGUGGGGGAAGCAUGGUAAGGGACGAUGACUGCCCCAAGGAGCCGUGCCCUGCCCCUUCCCAAGGCAAGAGCACAGUGGGCUGCUGUAUGAGGGAUGUGGAACAGGGCCAAUGCCAAGCCUCGCUCACUGAGGCCAGGCUCAGCGCCCUUGGGGCUCCCUUCGGGGUCCUGUCCAGGGUGUGGCCUCACUAGAGGCCUCCCCCACUUCCAGUCACUCUGCAUAUGGCCAACAUAGCAUUCGCUAGGCUUAUAAAGGGGAAACAUUUAUAUAUGGUGUUCUUUGGGGUAAAAAUAUUUAAGACUAAUAUAUUUUUAUGUAGCUCUGA
Messenger RNA from Myotis brandtii (Brandt's bat), 3392 nucleotides. RefSeq names its product transmembrane protein 8A (gene PGAP6). The record is from RefSeq and is a predicted model, not a curated record. The annotation marks the transcript as partial. Gene Ontology annotation, cellular component: plasma membrane. NCBI's taxonomy places the organism in Eukaryota, Metazoa, Chordata, Mammalia, Chiroptera, Vespertilionidae. The transcript is spliced from 12 exons.